Osmia lignaria (orchard mason bee) is the source of this 2702-nucleotide messenger RNA. RefSeq names its product Bifunctional lysine-specific demethylase and histidyl-hydroxylase NO66 (gene NO66). The record is from RefSeq and is a predicted model, not a curated record. NCBI's taxonomy places the organism in Eukaryota, Metazoa, Arthropoda, Insecta, Hymenoptera, Megachilidae. Gene Ontology annotation, cellular component: nucleolus. Gene Ontology annotation, molecular function: histone H3K4 demethylase activity; histone H3K36 demethylase activity.
CUGGGACCUUAUGUACUCCGGAGCCCUCCAUGCCUGCCAUAUUGGUACCCAUAUAGGGUGCCUAGCACGUGGCCGACACCGGGGGUCGCACCCUGUGCCGGCCUUUACUUGAGCCGCGUGUAAAGGCGCUUGGAGCCCCCACUCCGGACGCCAGGGGCCCGCUUUUGGUGGUGAAGCCGUCAUAUCUAGUAUUGAGAGAAGGGCCCUAUCUUUACCUCUACACCCUACUUCUUUGACGUCCGAAGACAGACUGACGCGCUUCAGCUUCAGCGCGGAGCGGCUAACUUAUAGCAAUGACUACAAUUUCAACAAAUAUGGCAACCCUAAGUUCGAGACCAUUUGAGACAUUAAAUGAUGGGGUGUAAUCGUUUGGUAUCAAAGCAAUCUGCUGUUACCAUCAACGUGUGUUUAGAAUCUAAAUUUUAAACUGUUCCAUUGAGAAGUGUUUUACGUUUUUUAUAGUAAGAUAAGAGUCAAUCGAAGUUUUUGGGGCACUUCAGACCCCUCGAAUACAAAGGCAUGUCCAAUCUUAUUGAAUGUAUAAUCACAGUCCUGUGUUUAUUAUUUUCAAUAUGACGUGCAAUUGAAUACACGUGUUGUGAAUGACAAAUUCGAAGAUUUAUAACAGUGAAGUGUUAAAUACAUACCUUGUUUAAUUGAAAUAUAUUAUAAACUGUGUACCACUGCAUAUAGUUCACAGUAAUCAUAAAGAAAUAUUUUAUUACGAUAUAAUAUUGAAAUAUAACCUCAAAAUUUGCCGAUUUUGUUAUAUAUGCUUAAACAACGUGAGCCAAUAUCAGCAUUCGCAAUGUAUGCUAUGAAACGUAAGAAUGUAGAACUAUCUUCAAAAUCAAAGAAAUUAAAAAAAAGACAUGCUUCUCCUGGGAAAAAGAUCAUUCCAAAGGAUAAUAUUAAACUUGAAGUACAGGAGAAGACAAAGCAAACAGCUGCACAAAGAACUGUUCAACGCGCAAAUAAAGUUCCUACAAAUAAGAUUCAAAUCACAAAGAAAAAGAAUGUUGUAUCUAAAAAACCUAAUCGCUCUGUCACUUCUAAGAAAAAUAAAGUAGUUCAUAAAGUAAUACACAAUAAGAAAAAUAACAAUGUAGCCACUAGUCUAAAAGAAAAGGAAUCAAAGAAGAAAGGAAAAGGUUCCCUUUUAACCAUGAAUACAGGUGUUGCAAAAAUGAAACAAAUUGCACAGAAGCAAAAUAAAAGCAGAAAAUUGAAAAAGGAUGAUGAACAAAAAGCUUACACUAAAAAUAAAGUAUCUGAAGAAGAUCAUCAGAAUCCAUUGAUAACUAGCCAUGUUAUAUUUGGGUGGUUAAUACACCCAAUGAAAGUAGAAGAUUUCUUUGAAAACAAUUGGGAAAAAACACCAGUUCACAUUAAGCGGAAGUUUCCAAAUUACUACAAAUCACUCAUGUCCACUCCAAUGUUAGAUAAAAUAUUAAGAGAAUCUUAUAUAAUGUUCACCAAAAAUAUUGACAUCACCUCGUACGAAAACGGUGUAAGAGAAACACAUAAUCCUGUUGGUCGUGCGGUUCCUAGUGUUGUUUGGGAUUAUUAUAUGAAUGGAUGUUCUGUUAGAAUGUUGAAUCCACAAACGUACAUACCAGACUUAUAUAAAUUAAAUGCUAUCCUUCAAGAAUUUUUUGGUUGUUUCGUCGGUGCUAAUUCUUACUUAACACCGCCUAAUAGCCAAGGAUUUGCACCCCAUUACGACGACAUCGAAGCUUUUAUAUUACAAGUUGAAGGAAAGAAAAGAUGGAGACUGUACAAACCGCGAAACGAAAGCGAAUAUUUAGCGAGGUAUUCCUCAGAGAACUUCUCGCAAACUGAAAUUGGUGAACCGAUAUUAGAUACAAUUGUAAACGAAGGAGAUUUGUUAUACUUUCCACGAGGGACCAUUCAUCAAGGUGAAACCUUGGACGACACGCACAGUCUCCAUAUCACGUUGAGUGUGUAUCAAAAAAAUAGUUGGGGCGAUUAUUUAGAGAAACUGCUUCCUGAAGCGUUAAACACCGCCAUAAGAACCGACAGUGAAUUUCGAAAAGGAUUGCCUCUUGAUUAUUUAAGACACACUGGCUACGUGCAUUCUGGGACUCAGAGCAAUAGCAAAGAAGAAUUCAAAGCGAAAAUAAAAAAUUUAUUUAACAAGUUGAUAGAUCAUAUGGACAUGGACAAAGCUGCAGAUAUGAUGGCUAAGGGUCAUGUAUACGAUUUUCUACCACCCGCUCUUUUUGAAAUUGAACGAGAAUGUUCGGUUGUUGAAGAUGGUGAGCAGAUGACUGCAAAUGGAGCAGUCAAAAAUAGAGUAGAGAUAGAACCCGAUACUAGGAUACGAUUAAUGAGAUCUCAUUGUAUAAGAUUGAUUAAAGAAGAUGAAAUAUUUAGAAUAUACUAUUCCACCGAAAAUUCAAAGGAGUAUCAUGAGUACGAACCACAAUUUUUAGAAGUUAGCAAAGAAUUCGUACCUGCUGUACAAGAAAUAAUAUUGCAAUAUCCUGAGUUUAUACGAGUCGAAGAUUUGCCAGUUGAGGGUGAACAUAAUAAGGUACAAAUAGCCAAAGACCUCUGGGAGAAAUGUCUUGUCGUAACAGAGAAUCCAUUAUGCGUUUUGGAGUAAAUACAUGAUUUUACCUAAUUUGUAAAAGAAUUCAGUGACAAAAUAAAUACAGUAAUUUGAAGAUUUUUUAAAA